AUGUCGGUGGAGAUUAGAAUCCCUUUUCCGAAAGACAGGGAUUUUGUCCUCGCCUAUGAAUGUCAAGGCACUACUCUUGAUAGCACCAGAGCCAACACACAAAAAUAUGGAAGCAACAACUAUUCCAGGCAAACCAGCCCCAAUAUCAGCAACGCUCACAGCCCCCACACAGACCUUUCGAUACGAUACGAUGCCGGUAUAACGAUCUCUGAUGUGAAGGAAUUCCUCUCGCCUCGACUACCCGAGUACAUGGUUCCUACCGACCUAGAGAUAGCACAAGGGUAUGCCCGCAUUGUGGCCGGGGAUAACGAAUCUCGUCGUGUGGAAUUCGAAGACUUCGACUUCAACCUCCAACAAGGCGGAAUCGAUUCUGUCCAGAUCAUAUCUCUUUCGAUGUUUCUAGGAAGACGCUAUGGUGUUCAGGAUCCCACGGUAGAAAUACUUAGUUUGAAGCCAACAGUAAGUACAAUCGCUGUAAUUGUUGAUGUGAAUCAAAGUCAACACAAUUGUUCGGAGAACAGUCAAACGAUCAGUGUCCAAGAUGAGGUCGACGCACAAAUCAAAAGCAUCACUUUGACCUUAACCACAGGCCCUCUUCUCCUCGGAGCUCAUGAUCAUGUGAAGAAGAUGCUCAAUUCCGAUUGCGAGAUGGUUGUGUCCAAUUUGUGCCAUGAGGCCAGUGCCGGGGCUUGGGGUUCUCUAGCUAAAUACUUCAACAUCGCAAUCAAUUGGUGGUCGCCGCCUCCAGGAGACGAUCCCUAUUUGUCUCUGGAAACAUCAAAACCACUCCUGACGCCUAAGACACGAGUUGUUACUUGCAAUCACGUGUCAAACGUAGUCGGACAAUCCAUCCUAUCCGAUAAGUCGCAGAUAUGGUCCACCGUAUUCAUGGCACCAUUUUGA
This is a messenger RNA of Hypoxylon fragiforme, 903 nucleotides long. RefSeq lists its product as uncharacterized. Lineage: Eukaryota; Fungi; Ascomycota; Sordariomycetes; Xylariales; Hypoxylaceae. The record is from RefSeq and is a predicted model, not a curated record. The transcript has 4 exons. The coding region runs from base 1 to 903 and encodes 300 amino acids.